This is a messenger RNA of Fraxinus pennsylvanica, 594 nucleotides long. NCBI's taxonomy places the organism in Eukaryota, Viridiplantae, Streptophyta, Magnoliopsida, Lamiales, Oleaceae. The record is from the annotation of a GenBank genome assembly.
AUGGGUUUUGGAUAUGGGAGAGAAUCGAAGACGGAGAAAUUGGGAGGGCUACUCCGGUCAUUUUCGUGGUGGAGGAGCGGCAGGAGCAGGGGCGGAUACGUAGUGGCGGAAGGGAUUGGGUUGGUUUACUCAGUCGAGACCAUGCGGGCCACUGGCAUAGUUGGUGAAGGAGUGUUUAGUUUGGUUGUGGUCUUCAACACUUGGUUUAAGAGCUCUUCCUUUUCUUGUGGCCUAACGAGUGAUUCAGGUGGUGACGAUGGGGCUGAUGACGACAUGGACAUGCUGACGAAAAGUUUACCGGCGACAGCAGUGUUAGAGGGGCGGAGGAAAGGGUGGUGUACGAGGAAGUGGACACCCCCUUCCGAUAUUUUCUUGAGGGAGUUGAACUCCAAUGCUUCUGACUCACUGGACAAGAUUAGAUUCCCGUCCCUCACUGAUAAAUUGGAUAAAGAACAGAAAAUACUUUCCAUCUGUGAUAGAGGUAUAGGCAUGACAAAGGAAGAUUUGAUCAAGAAUUUGGGAACCACUGCCAAGUCUGGAACUUCAGCAUUUGUGGAGAAAAUGCGUCGAGUGGAGUUCUUAACCUUAUUAUAG